Trichobilharzia szidati is the source of this 2387-nucleotide messenger RNA. The record is from the annotation of a GenBank genome assembly. NCBI's taxonomy places the organism in Eukaryota, Metazoa, Platyhelminthes, Trematoda, Strigeidida, Schistosomatidae.
CUAUUAGAGGCUCGCCGAAAAUAUAUUGACUUUUGGGUGACGCGGCUUCUUUGACCCAUGCGGUACGCCUAGAAAAUUACUUUCCUACACAGCUCAAGUCCGGUUUGUUAGUCAUCAUAUGGUGUCCAAACGCUUGUAAAUUAAGUCUCUCGUGGAAUGCACACCCAGUCUCUGUAUCACUUAGUCAUCUUAUUCGAAGAAACUAAGCCGAAAUUAUCGAAAACUAUUUCUUAUCGAUCUCCGUCUUUGCCGUACCCGUUUAUCAUACGAAAGCCUCUUAAAAAAACUAGACACUCCAACUCAAGCACUUCAGAUACCCUCGGUAGCAGACAAUUUAAUAACAUUAUCGUUGAAACAUACAUGAUGAAUAAUCCAGAACCGUGGAAUACUGAGAAAGACAGUGAGAUAAAUUUCUUUUCUGGCAAUCCCACUGUUGAAACUACUGAGGGUAUCAUUCACAUAUAUAAGAACCAGUACGUUCACGCACUAUCUAUUCAUUUAAGCGUUUAUUAGGAGAGAAGUUCCUCGAUGUGCUGCUAUCGUCACAAGUACAAUGUUGUGUUUCUUCUCAGUACCAUCUCAUAUAACAGUAAAAGACCUGUUGGUUUUCAUUUCACCUAUGCGGUACGUUUAUGCGUUUUAUUAUCAAGUAUUUCAGUAAUGUGAUAGAAGAGCUGAAAAUAGUAAAAGACUGUACACCGAACCGGUAUAUGGCACUUCUCAAGUUUCGUACACCUGUACGUACUUGCUAUUCCCACUUUACUUUUAUAGGAAGAUACUGAUCAUUUUUAUGAUGCUUAUAAUGGCAUUUGCUACAAUACUUUGGAGUCAGAAGUGUGUCAGCUAAUGUAUGUCUCACACGUGGAGAUCACGCAUCCUUCUACAGGUGUUGCAUUUCCUACCAAAGAUCUAAGAGAAUUACCUUCUUGCCCAGUUUGCUUAGAACGUCUGGAUGAACCUGUGCAAGGUAUUCUGACUACAAUUCUGUGCAAUCAUACAUUCCAUGAUGGAUGCAUUUCACGGGUAGAAGAUACAAUUUGUCCAGUUUGUCGUUAUGUUCAGUCACCUGAAAUGCUUGCUGAUGGUCAAUGUGCAGACUGUGAUAUCAGGGAAAACUUAUGGAUUUGUCUUAUAUGCGGUCAUGUUGGUUGUGGACGAUAUGGUCAAAAACAUGCACAAUUGCAUUUUGAAGAGACAGGGCAUACAUUUGCUCUAGAGCUUGGUAAAACUUUAGUAUGGGAUUAUGCUGAUGAUGCUUACGUUCACCGGUUAGCUGUUAAUCAUGAAGAUGGGAAGUUAGUCCAGCUUGGACCAAGUAGUGAAACUGGUAGUAAAAAAUUAGACAUGCUUAGCAUGGAAUUUAGUGCUAUUCUAACAAGUCAAUUAGAAUCACAACGCGCCUAUUUUGAAGCACAAUUAGACUUGAUUACAACUCAGUCAAAUGAACGUAUUGAAGAAGUGGAGGCUAGAGCUGAAAAAGCUUUGUCAACUGCACGUGCAGCUGAAGAGAAGCUAUCAGAAGUUAUUAAAGAGAAUGGUGUAUUUAGUCGUAAAUUACAACAAGCAACAUCAUUAGCACAACGUUUACAAAAAGAGUUAGAAGAAGAGAGAGCGUUAAAUAAAAGUUUACUUUUGAAUGAAAAAGCUUGGCGUGAAAGAACAGAACAAGCAGAAACAGAGGCAAAAACAGCACGUGAAGAAUGUCGUGAAUUACUAUUAAAUUUAGAAUUACGUGAUAAAUUAAAUGAACUGGGUACAAAUGAAGAGUUAACAAAAGAUGAACUUGAAAAUUGUGAAAUUUCAAUACAACCAGGAAAUUCACAUAAAUCAUCACAGAGAAGGCGAAAAAAGCGCUAAGAAAAAAACUAACACACUCACAUCAAUAAAAUAUUAUCUCUGUCGUUUGUUGCUGUUUUUGUUUGAACUAAACAAAUAUCGCGAUAAUACACACAGACGCAGAGUUACUCUCGGCUUCCUUUUGUUCAUUUCUUUCUUGUCAAAAAGAUUAAACUAUUAUUAUUUGUUAUUAUUAUAUGCGCCUUUAUUUUCAUUUUCUUUUAAAUACCAGUUUAUUCAUCUAUGAAUAUAUACACAUACAUACAUACAUGCAUACAUAAAUAUGUGUCAUCAUAUGCUAAGCAAAAAAGCAGAAAAGAGGAAGUGUGUAUUCGUUUAACAUUAUGCGCAUGCUUAAUACUUGUGUUUUGUAUAAUUUCUUCUUUUUUUUUAUUAUUUUUAAUUGUUGUGUUCAUCAAAAUUGUACAUUUUUUUCUCUUGUGUAUAUUUAUCUUUAAAAAGAAAAAGAGUAAUUAAUAAUAUUAUCGUUUUUGUUAGUGUAGAUGACACUUCUUUCAUCUGGUUGUGAACGUCGGGGAGGCCUGGUUGGG